CGUCAUCUGGCCCUGUCAGAGGUGUGUCACUGUCACAAUCACAAUUUUUUGGAAUUUAAUGGGCACUCGAAGCAGCAAAAUCGUUCAAACCACAAAAAUGGCGAGUUCCGGAGACGUUCAGCAAUUCAUCAAAACAGUUAUUAGUCAAGACAAGGUGGUCAUCUUUUCGAAAUCCUACUGCCCUUACUGUAAACUGGCUAAAGAUGUAUUCGGCAAGGUCAAACAACCAAUCAAAGUUUACGAACUUGACGAGCGUAAUGACGGAGACGCCAUCCAGGAUAACCUGGCGCAAAUAACCGGAUUUAGAACCGUACCUCAAGUAUUCAUCAAUGGGAACUGUGUAGGAGGUGGCUCGGAUGUGAGCGCCUUACAUAAAUCUGGAAAACUAGAGCCUAUGCUCAUUGGUUAAAGUGUAAUUUUAAUUAAUUUGAAACAAUCCAGCCAAAAGCUUAAGAUCGAGUAAAAUAUAUCUCAUGUUAUACAUUUAUAAAAUCUAAAUAAAUACUUUACCACUGUUUUUAGCAUCAAGUACAAUGAGUGCCCUAUUUUUUGAGCAAAACAAAAUAAAUUUUAGUUCACUUGCUGGCUUCUUUGUUUCAAAACACAAAAAAAACGCAAAACAUUUUUACUUAAAAAAAUUGUAACACAAA
This is a messenger RNA of Ostrinia furnacalis (Asian corn borer), 650 nucleotides long. Its product is annotated as glutaredoxin-C4. Gene Ontology annotation, cellular component: cytoplasm. The transcript has 3 exons. NCBI's taxonomy places the organism in Eukaryota, Metazoa, Arthropoda, Insecta, Lepidoptera, Crambidae. Gene Ontology annotation, molecular function: glutathione disulfide oxidoreductase activity. The coding region runs from base 59 to 409 and encodes 116 amino acids. The record is from RefSeq and is a predicted model, not a curated record. Gene Ontology annotation, biological process: cellular response to oxidative stress.